Molecule: messenger RNA, 1872 nt
Organism: Folsomia candida
Lineage: Eukaryota; Metazoa; Arthropoda; Collembola; Entomobryomorpha; Isotomidae
Product: potassium voltage-gated channel protein Shab
Exons: 10
Coding region: 35-1684 (549 amino acids)
Biological process (GO): protein homooligomerization; potassium ion transmembrane transport
Cellular component (GO): voltage-gated potassium channel complex; membrane
Molecular function (GO): delayed rectifier potassium channel activity; protein binding
Source: RefSeq, a predicted model, not a curated record
CCAGUAUUAGCUCCAGCCUCAAAUAGGACGGUUUAUGUUUCAUUCUCAGCUCAUAAUGGACCGUACCCCAGGGGAACAUGACUGCCUUAUGCCUACCAACUUAUCUAAAGGAAAAACGAGCGAGAUUGUUACACCUGUAGGCCCCAACUCUAAUUUGGCUGGAAUCAAACAGCCUCAUCCUCCUCCAUAUGCAGGUGCACCGUUUAAUCAGACAGAGUCAAAUCCUGUACCUGGAGAGAUUCAAUCCAGCAUGAUUCAAAAACCCCGAAGGGUAAUUUUAAAUGUGGGUGGAGAUCGACAUGAAAUUUUGUGGGACAAUUUGGCGCGUUAUCCAUACACCCGUCUUGGACAAUUGGGAGAGAGGUACAGGUCACUUGGGGUAAAUGAGGAAAACCGUAAAGUUGAUUAUAGCUCAGAUGAUGAAAUUUUGAAUCUGUGUGACGACUAUAACUUGACUGCGAAUGAAUAUUUUUGGGACCGACAACCUCGCACAUUUCCAUUCAUCCUAAACUUGUACAGACGGGGCAAGCUGCAUUUUCCUGAGGAUUUAUGCGUGUUGGAAUUUGACGAGGAUUUGCAAUAUUGGGGAAUUGAUGAGCUUUACCUUGAUUCUUGUUGCCAAAUUAAAUUUCAGCAAAAAAAGGAACAGCUUAUUGCAGAAAUCAAGAAGGAUGAAGAGUUUCUGUCUUCUCACAAAGAAGAAGACUUUGGCAAAGGAAUGAUUUCAGGAAUGAGAAAAUAUUUAUGGAAUAUGUUUGAAAAGUCAUCCACCCUACCACAGAAGAUUACCGGGAUGCUCUCAAUCAUUAUCAUUGUCCUCUCCAUUUUGACUUUGAGUCUUUCCACUGUUCCAGAGUUACAAGUAUUUAAAUGCAAACAUGACAAUGAAUCUUUUUGUGAGGAUUUAUUAGCGUCGGACGACAAUCCCAGUCCAGGGCAACAUUUUAUCCUAACAGACAAUGAGAUUUUGGAAACCCUGGAAAUGGUUUGUAUUAUUUGGUUUACUGCCGAAUACCUCAUCCGUCUUUUCGCGGCUCCAAGCAAGCGCAAAUUUUUCUGCGGGGUUUUAAACAACAUUGACCUUCUUGCCAUUGCGCCAUUUUAUGUGUCACUUUUCCUCGUUCAACUCGAUACACCUGGUCGUUUAGUUCAAGUGUUGCGAGUAAUUCGGAUUCUGCGAAUAUUUAAACUUGCCCGCCACUCCAUAGGACUGCAAAGUUUGGGAUUCACGCUUCGUCACAGUUAUAAGGGCUUGGGCGUUCUGUUUUUGUUUCUGAGUAUUGGGGUCGUCAUAUUUUCUACGUUGGCAUAUUUUGCGGAGAGGGAAGAUAAUAGUGAAGGAUUUGGAAGUAUACCACAGACCUUCUACUGGGCAUUCAUUACCAUGUCGACAGUGGGAUAUGGAGACGUCACUCCAAAAACGACUUUUGGAAAAGUUAUUUCAGUUAUCACCGGAGUUUGUGGCAUUGUGGUCAUCGCAUUACCUAUUCCCAUUGUGGUCAACAAUUUUGGUCUGUUUUAUGAAGAACAGAAGCGUCAAGAAAAAUCGGUUAAGCGACAAAAGGCAUUGCAGGAAUUGAAGGAUACCGAAAACUCGAAUUCAUGGAAGGGAAGUUAUAUGAAAAUUAGAAUAGUUGAUCCAUUGGGAUUAGAUGAGAAGAAGGGAAAAAUUGAAGAGAAGUAAGAUUCAAAAACUGUACUACUAGAGUUGUUGAGUCGCAAUGCGACUUGUUUCAAUUGAAACCGUUUAAUUCUUAAUAAAGUUAUGUUCCUUAAUAUAAUAACAUUUAUAGUUUAAUACAUAUAUGUUUAAUAUAACAUUAAUAUUUGUUUGUUUGUUUGUGCAAUAAAUCAUUUUCAACCGCUCAAAAA